AUGUCAAAAAAAGUGUUAAUUGCUGUUGCAAAUGGGUUCGAAGAAAUCGAAUUUGUAACCCCUGUUGAUAUACUAAGGAGGGCAGGAUUAAAUGUUACAAUAGCAGUUUCUGGUGAUUGCAAUAUGGUUGUGGGGGCACACGGAAUAACUAUUAAGGGUGACAAAUUCUUAAAUGAAGUAUUAUCUGAAGAUUAUGAUUUGGUUAUGUGCCCUGGAGGAAUGGAGUGCGCAAUAAAACUGGGAAAGGACCAAAACCUGCUGAAAAUUUUGCAUGAAACAAAGAAAAAGGGUAAAAUAAUAGCUUCGAUUUGUGCUUCACCUGUUAUUGUAUUUGAGAAGAAUGGCCUACUAUCUGAUGUUGAAAAGGCAGUCAGUUAUCCAUCUAUGAUGAGUGAACUUGCUAGACCUGAUAGUGCAAAUUCAGCGGUUUGCGUGAGUUCUAAUGUAGUAACUUCACAGGGGCCAGGAACUUCUGUUUCAUUCGGGUUAAAACUUGUAGAAAUGUUGUGUGGAUUGGAACAAUCAAAUCUAAUUGCAGAUUCAAUUGUUGCGGCUUAA
Molecule: messenger RNA, 558 nt
Organism: Cryptosporidium ubiquitum
Lineage: Eukaryota; Apicomplexa; Conoidasida; Eucoccidiorida; Cryptosporidiidae
Exons: 1
Coding region: 1-558 (185 amino acids)
Biological process (GO): guanine deglycation, glyoxal removal; protein deglycation, glyoxal removal
Cellular component (GO): cytosol
Molecular function (GO): protein deglycase activity
Source: RefSeq, a predicted model, not a curated record